Messenger RNA from Arachis ipaensis, 4041 nucleotides. Lineage: Eukaryota; Viridiplantae; Streptophyta; Magnoliopsida; Fabales; Fabaceae. The record is from RefSeq and is a predicted model, not a curated record.
CCCUUGUCUUGCUUGAAACCAUCGUGAAGAAUUGCGAGAAGGCUUUCUCUGAAGUCGCUGCUAAGAGGUUUCUUGAUGAUAUGGUUAGGUUAAUUGACGAUCCUCAAACCGUUUUAAUAACCGCAACAAGGCUUUGAUCAUGAUUGAGGCUUGAGGCGAAUCCACCAUCGAGCUUCACUAUCUCCCUGUUUAUGAAGAAACUUACAAGAGUCUCAAAUCAAGGGGUAUUCGGUUCCCUGGCCGUCACAACGAGAGCUUGGUGCCUAUUUUCACUCCUCCGCGUUCGGUGUCUGAGGUUGAACUUAAUCUUCCACGCCAGACUCAGCAUGAUGAUACUUUAAACCUUAAGGAUCAAAACAGGAUUACGCCCAAUCGUAAGGGAUCAAUUUAGUACUUUACCCUUAAAAGAAAUGUGUUUGACAAUAAAUUUCCACUACAUAUAUAUAUCAGCCCAAGUCUUUUGAGCUUAUCUGAUGCACCAUAUAAUUUGAAGCGUUAGAUUAGAUUGAUAAUAGAUCUAAUAGUUUGUAUUUAAUUUAUAAAUAAAGAAGUAAAUACCAAAUCAGUACUCGAAAGAUUCUGUCGCUGACAAAAUGGUACCUGAUCUUUGUUAUUAACAAAAUGAUCCCCAAAAAAUUUUAAAAUUUGACAAAAGUAACCAACUGCCAAUUGAGUUACUUGGAGUUAAGGUUUAGUGGUGACGUGUCGAUUAACAAUUAUCAUAUACAAAAUUUACCCACUUUUAAUUUUUAUAAUUAAAAAAAACUCCAAUUUCAAUUUUUUUAAAAAAAAUCCUAAUCCACUUUUUUUCCCCUAAAACUCUUUUCUUUUUUUUCUAAAUCAUAAUCAUUUUCUAAAACCCUAAUCUCCUUUUUAGCUUCUUUUUUUUCCUCUCAACGAUGCUAUUUUUGGGAAUCAGGUAGUGAUUAACGAGACUCUGGUUGUAGUGGUGGUAGUGGUGAUAGCGGCAGAGGGGGUGAGAUCUUCUGUAGAGGCAUCGCAUGGAAGACCCUGUGUUCUUAAGACAAUGGUUCAGUUUGCAAUUGGGAAGGCGUGUGAAGAGGAAAAAUGGGAAGUGGAGAUUCGCGAUCCAAGGAAAAGUGUUCGCCUUUGGCUUGGAACCUUCAACACCACCAAAGAAGCCACCAGGGCUUAUGACAGAGAAGCUCGUAAGAUUUGCGAAAAGAAAGCUAAAGUGAAAUUCCCUAACGAGGAUGACGAACCUUCUCCUCCUCCCAUUUGAAGAUCGAGUAAUCAUCCUCCUCUGUAUCAAUAUGGUGAUGCCAACAACAACAACAACAACAUGAAUAACCAGGAAAGGAUUCUAAACCUCUACGAUCUAAAUUAUGGAGGAGUUAUUGGUGCUGGUGGUGCCAUCAACGCAGACCCAUUUGUGAGUUGUGUUGAUGAUAAUUCUGAGUAUGGGUCUGGUUCUGAUUUGGCAUCGGAGGUGGCAGGUGGGUCAAGUGGUGAUCAACAACAUCAAGAGGAGAAUAAGAGCUACGAGGUGGAGAAGCUUUUGGAGGAAUUAAUGGCAUAUGAGAAAAAAUGAGAAAUGAAAAAGGGGUUGAGUCUUGAGAAGAAGGGGUUGAGUAUCAGAGAAGCAUCUUUGGUUAGAAAAAUAGGAAGAAGGAGGAAUGUAGAGGCAGCAACGAAUGAAAAUAAAGAGGAUUUAAUUGGGAAAGAAAAUUGAUGGAUGAUGAUGAGGAAGGAGAAGAGAUGAGAAUUUCAAAAGAAAGGGGAUUAGGGUUUUUAAAAAAUUGAAAUUGGGAGUGUUUUUAAAAUUAUAAAAAUUAAAAGUGAUUAAAUUUUGUAAUUAUUGUAAUUGUUAACUGACACGUCACCUUUAAACCUUAACUCUAGAUAACUCAAUUGACGGUUGGUCAUUUUUGUCAAAUUUUAAAAUCUUUCGGGGAUCAUUUUAUCAAUAACAAAGAUCAAGUACCAUUUUGUCAGCGCCAGAAUCUUUCGAGUACCGAUUUGGUAUUUACCUCAUAAAUAAAUUAUUAAAAAUUACAGUAAAAAAUAACAAGUAUUUGAUAUUUUAAAAUUAGCCCCAUAUAAAAUUUGAGUAACAAGCUCUCAUUUCAGAUGCUUGCUACUGCUUUUUCCCCUUCGUGAGGAUCUCUUCCUCACUAGGUACUUUAUGCUUGUUGCCGCUUCUUCCUCUUCGUGAGGACCCUGCCGCUUCUUCCUCUACCGUUUUUUUCACCAGGUACCUUCCUAUUUCAACGCAAUUUCUCGAUUUCAUUGAAAUUCCCAUGAAAUUGUGUCGGACGCAGUGCCUCUUCAGUUCUACCGGGAUCCUCCUUGGUGCCAUUAUCAAGAAGAUUCUCAUUGGCACAUGUUAAUCUUCAAGGUUUUAUACUUUGGCAAUUUUAAUUCUGUGCAUUUUAUAAUUAACGUAUGUUGAUGAUGAUGAUUGUUUUGUUUUGAUGUGUGAUUUAGUGAAUUUUAUUUAAUCUGCCACCAGCUUCAUGGUGCUCAUGUUCCUCAAUUUGUUCUAUUGUAUUGCACUCCUCUUCGCGUAAGGAUUGGGGUUUAGGGUUUGACUUGUGCACCCAUCUUCUACUACUGUGCCCCUUUUCAACUCAAUUGAAGUUGUAAAUUUAUUUCUUUUAAUUUUCUCUUUUCUCAUCAUUCAAAGUUUCAUCAUAUGUUUCUGUUAUUUAGAUUUUAAAGGGUUGAAUUUUCUGGGUGCUUUUUAUUGUGAGAUUUUUAUAUCUUAAUUUAAAAAUGCUAAAGAUGAGUGGAUAGAUAUUUACUUUUGUAUAUUAUAAUCUGUUGUCCAAUAUUAACUAUAUUUUGUUAAUUUGUAUUAGAUUGUUAAACAGAAGCAAUCCAUGAAAAUACAUGAUAAGCUAUUUUCUUGUCUUCUUUCUUUUCUUUUCUUUUUUUACCUUUUUCUCUCUUUUUUAACAUCUUGUAUAUGAAUAUUUGCUAAAGCUUUAAUUAUAUCUUAGCUCCCUUAUUGGUGAAUCUAUGUGCCAAUUAAUGAUGUUCGUGUAAGGUUUUUAUUGUUGCUGAUGAGCAUUUUGAAUCAUCUUUGUUCUUGUCAACACGUCUUGAAGUAUGCUUCAGCUAGAUGUUGGAUCAAUGGUGUUUAUGGAAUUACUUUUCAAGUUGGAAGUCUUCAUUUUUCUCACUUUCAACAUUUCUUUGUUUUUGGUAUACUGAUUUCUUGUUAGGCGCUAUUCACAUUGUCCUAAAUCCUUUAAACUUCACCCUAUUCUUGAUGUGUAGUAUGUGAUGAUUGUACUAAAAGGGUCAAUGUCCAUAGCCUUUGGUGGGAAUGAACAGCCUGCAGCUUAUGCUGAAUUGGUGUCCAUUGGUGGUCUUAAACCCGACAUGAACAAGAAGUUUACCGCUGGAAUCGCUUCAAUUCUUGAAAACAAGCUGUUUGUGCCGAAGUCAAGAUUUUUUCUUUUUAGCAUUUUAAUUGCCUGGAUUAAUUUUUAGUUGAUUUAGUUCUUUAUUCCUGUUUUGGUUUUUCUGUUACUUUUUACACCACUACUGUUUAGUUGGUUGGUUCAUAAUUUCAAACCUUUACUGAUAAAUUAAUUAAAGAAGUACAAGUUAUUAAAGAACACUUUACAAAUUGGAUAGCUUGUUUGCACACUUAUUGAUAUAUAGACAUGUUUAAUUGCAUGAUGCGUCUGAUGAACUAUUGUUAAGCUUUAUGCAUGUUUCUUACUACGAGUUGUCAUUAAUUAUUCCGUGAUUUACAAAAACUUGUAUUAUUUUUAAUACCUUGGCUUUCUUAAAAUGCAGGCACAUUUUUGUCAUUGGGAAAGAAGAGAGGUGAAUUCAAACUAUUAUGGAUAAUAGAGGAACCAAAAAUGUCUUGCCCUCAUAAUCAAGAGUCUCAACAUUGAACGAAGUGAUAAUAGGGAUAGUAGUAUAGUGUACCAUAGAUGUUAGUUUAAUAGGAGACUGAUAGAAACUAUAGAAGACUAUGUAAACAUUUGGCACUGUCAUAACCAAAUUUCAACCAAAUAAACAUUUGUCACUUGUGAAUCCCAAACACAAUGAAAUUAAUUU